Molecule: messenger RNA, 891 nt
Organism: Alternaria viburni
Lineage: Eukaryota; Fungi; Ascomycota; Dothideomycetes; Pleosporales; Pleosporaceae
Exons: 3
Coding region: 1-891 (296 amino acids)
Biological process (GO): chromosome segregation; protein phosphorylation
Cellular component (GO): nucleus; cytoplasm; centrosome
Molecular function (GO): protein kinase activity; ATP binding
Source: RefSeq, a predicted model, not a curated record
AUGGCCUCAGAUCUCCGGUAUCAGCUUUUACAGACCCUUUCUGACGAAAGCGAUGAUGACAAACAUCGCUUUGUACUCAAGAAGGUCACAACAGAUGACAGAAUCAUCUUCAACGAGCGACAGGCAGUUUGCCGUGUCAUCGACACCCUUCCCGAUUCCGGCGCAGUACUGAAACAUAGAUUCUGGUCGUGUCAUGACCAUGGCGAGCAUCUCGGUCCCACCUCCAAACACAGGUACGAGGUGAAAAGGUAUAUGGACUAUUGCUCUGCAGGCACACUUUCCAACAUCAUCGAAGAAUACAGUGCGGAAAAAUGGCAGCAGAAUACCGACGACCAGAUUCCUGAACCCAUGUUUUGGAUCACUCUCAUCACAAUCUCAGAAGCAAUCUACAAUCUCACAACCGGAUUGACGUACACACCAGGUACGGACGAUGCAGCAAAAGCCUUUGGGUGGAUACCAAAAGUGCAUCGCGACAUCAAGCCCAGCAACAUCUUCCUCAUGGAACCUCAAGAACCCUUCACUUCUUUCCCGCGACCUGUGCUAGCAGACCUCGAUGAUAUGCUCGAGCUCUUUGGAUAUGAGGAGUACACCAAGAAGUACCACUUGUUCACCCGAGGCUACGCUGCUCCGGAAAACAACAUCGACCUGCACACCCUAGACCCCGACUCCCGAGGCUUUGGCUACUUUCAAAAGCAGCCGCUCUCCUGCAAAACAGACAUCUGGUCUCUGGGCACCGUACUCUGGGAGAUGAUGCACAGUUUUCUCGGUCCCCACAAGGCUCAAGGCCUUUGGCACGGGGCUUAUACCCGCAAGAAGACCGACGGCGGUAGGUUUGAGGAGGUUGGUGGAGAGAAAGAUGAGGAGGGCGCAGAAGUGCUUGGGAGGUUUUGA